Messenger RNA from Trichomonas vaginalis G3, 722 nucleotides. Its product is annotated as protein of unknown function, DUF4106 family. Lineage: Eukaryota; Parabasalia; Trichomonadida; Trichomonadidae. The transcript has a single exon. The record is from RefSeq and is a predicted model, not a curated record. The annotation marks the transcript as partial.
AUGGAACAAGAUGUUAUAAAUUUGAAAAACCAUACUACUCAAUAUAAAGUACUGAAAGAUGAAGAAAUAAAACAAAAAGCCCUGAAGACAUAUAUGGAUAGCGAUGAGUAUAAAAAAGAAGUUGAAGCAAAUGUAAAGGCAGAAAAACUUUUACAGUUGCAAAACCAAACCGUACAGUAUGAAAACUUAGCACAAGAAAGUAAAAAUAACGACGCAGCCAUGCAAAAGGCAAUGAAAAGCGCAGAAUAUAUAAAAGCUAAUAAUGACUGGUUAGAUGCCCAAGCCAACGCCAAAGCAGCCCAACUUAUAGGGUCAAUAAGGACAAAAAUACAAGCGGAUGAAGACAGUUCAAAUGAAGCUUUAAUGAAUGCUGACUUUAAGAACGCCUUCGAAGCUCUUCAUAGUAAGGUGAAACUAGUGAACGACUUCUCAUCUGGAAAGAAACUGAAGUCUGAAGGUUUCGACAAAGAGUUAAGAGAAGUAGCACAAAAUAUGACGAAAAUAACAGAUGCAGCAACGAGACAGGCAGUUCAAAGUGCCUAUGACGCCGUUAGAGCAACUGUUGUGGAAAGUCAAGAAAAAGAGUUACAACAGACCAAAACAGACCUAGUAAAUGCUUUCUUAAAAACGAAAAGUCAGGUAGGACAUUAUGCUGCAGAUGGAACAUAUGUGCCAGCUGGUGGAACUUAUAUACCAGCUGGUGGAACUUAUAUACUAGCUAG